ACCCUUCAAGACGAGUUGAUGGUUCACUUUAUCCAGCGAUCUGUGCAGAAUCUGCUCUAGUAGGCUGUUCCGCGGAGUCGCAUUGUGGUGGCAAUAACCCAUUUCACCGCUCUAUCUAGUUUUAUCUUCGCAGCGCUCGGGUGAAGGCGCGUACAUCAUGACGACAACUUUGUACGGUUGAUUGUUUCACAGUAGGGAAUGGGAUGCAGGUUUGCAGCAUGUUCUUGUCAUGCACCGAGCACCUGCCUUGGCGUGUUAAAGCCAGAGAUGCAGGUGCCUUCUUCUUCCCCGGCAAGGUUCGGGGGUGUAUUUUCACCAGGUAAAGUGAGAGGGUAUGGAACAGUGGUUGGAUUGUUCAGCGACUAUUGCGAAUGGGGAAGGAGGUCCGCAUACCCGAAGAGGGAAAUAGGCUGGGCUUUGAACAGACGGCAGAUGCUGCUUGGCAGCAUUUUAAUCUCACCCUUGCGUCUCACAAAGGACGAUGUUGCACUUGCAGGUGAGACACAAGACAUUGAGAGCAGCUCUCCUUCUGAGACUCAGGAGUCUGCCGAAAUUGAUACGUUUGGAUUCGAUGGGCUCGGUAGCAAGGAAGAUGAAUACGCAGUUGGCAAAGUUGUGGCUCUAGCACAAGCCGGCGAUGGCGCAGUCCUCUUUCUAGGGGUGGAUGGGUUUGAUCUUCCCCUUCAAUUGGUGAUUGGGGCUGCAGAGGCCAUGGCUAUAUUAACAGCAGCCCAGGAAAGGCGAAGUCGCAGACCAGCGACACAUGAAGCUUGGAGCUCUUCCCUUGCUGCUGUUGGCUGGAAGGUUGAUCAUGUCACCAUCACCACCAAGGAGAGUGACGUAUUCUAUUGUAGGCUAGUGCUGUCUCUGGGGAAAAGCUUGGGAGAGGCAGCAGCCUCGGCGUCUGGUAGUGACCGCCUCCGAAGUGUGGACAUGCGUCCGUCUGAUGCCAUUGCGCUUGCCUUGAGGUGCCGAGCCCCUCUUUUUAUUAACAAAAAAGUAGCAGAGGAAGCUGUGAGCGCGUUGAUCAAAGGUAGUGACCCGGCCAAGAAGCCCUCUGAUGCUCUCAAUCGACCAGGCCUACAAGUUAAGUCGGCCACCGACACCCUCUCCAGCAAAUCCAUGCCGAACUUGGCUUGGCAACUGGAGUCAGGUCGUGAGCCACUGUGGGGAUAUAGCGAUGAUGUUUUGCUUAGCUAUACUGUAUAUAAUUCCUGAUGGAUUAACUUCCGGAGAUGAGUGCCAUUUUACAUCUGUAAUUUUGUAAAUUGUCAGCUCUUGAAAGGAAUUCGGCCUUGUAUUAUGUAACCAGUUGGUUGACAGUCAUGUAUACAACUAUAACUUUGUAGUAUCACACAGAGUGUGUUUGCGUCGCGGAUUGGAUUUCCCAGCAGGUAGAUAGCGUUACAUCGGCUGUACAAAAUUUCACGAGUUGAUCGUGUCCAAAUCUCAAAAGGGUUUGUGUUUUUUAACACUAAGAUAUGUUCCGAACUGUGUUUCAGUUCUGUUCUGUGAA
This is a messenger RNA of Physcomitrium patens, 1516 nucleotides long. RefSeq lists its product as uncharacterized. Gene Ontology annotation, biological process: protein ubiquitination. NCBI's taxonomy places the organism in Eukaryota, Viridiplantae, Streptophyta, Bryopsida, Funariales, Funariaceae. Gene Ontology annotation, molecular function: nuclease activity. Gene Ontology annotation, cellular component: VCB complex; nucleus. The record is from RefSeq and is a predicted model, not a curated record.